Neodiprion fabricii is the source of this 2402-nucleotide messenger RNA. RefSeq lists its product as uncharacterized. NCBI's taxonomy places the organism in Eukaryota, Metazoa, Arthropoda, Insecta, Hymenoptera, Diprionidae. The record is from RefSeq and is a predicted model, not a curated record. The transcript is spliced from 5 exons. Bases 871 to 2073 code for a protein of 400 amino acids.
UGGCCUAGACUGUCGAGGUUGAACCACUCCUGUCUUAAAAUUGUGCCGUUUAGUUGAAGAAUAGCUCCGUUAAUCGACGGAGGUGAAAAUCGGGUGCUCCGAGUUAGUGCGUUCACGUGAUCGCGGCUCUACUCGUCGUAUCAACGAACGAAUCCAUUCAUCGUGUCCGUUUUCCCACCGAGAAGAAAGCUGCACUGCGCAUAUAUCGAGAUUUGAAAGGUGAUCAACGGUUAACUUAUGGACCGAAUGACGGAGAGCGGAAAUAAUUGGCUGGCCUGACGUAACGUUCCGGAAAAGGAGUUGACGUGCCUCGAGAGUGAAACGAGAAUAUCCAGCGAAGAUAAACAAGGCUUGGUUCGUGCGUUGCAUACGUAAAAAAAAAGAACUGGGACGUGAAUCCGACUUGAACAGGACUGAAAAUAAAACAAGGCCUUCGGAUCCUGAUUACGAAACGACACUGAGAUAAAUUCCAUCGAUUAUUCUAUAGAUCCAUCAACGAGGUGGACGAUGACCACUCGCGAGUGGAUAUACAUUAUAUAUCAAUUAUGAAGUAGAUAUUGACAUAUCGCCGUUGGUUUGUGCAAAUAUAAGGAAACGAAUCUGGCGAAAAUAUAACCUCAUAAAUAAAUCGGCGAGUUCAAAUAAGAAGAAGGAAGAAAAAAAGAUAGACUUAUUUUCACUGUAGACUUUCUAGGCAAUAGAGAAUUGGUGAUAUUCGGCGAUACACCGGGAGUUCCGGCCGCGAUUAUAACAGCCGACUCUCGAGCCCAGUUUUAUUCCAAACUUGAUUGGCCACGAGUGUUAACGGUGCUUCGUGUCGUCGAUCCGCAAUAUUUAAAGUGGACAAAGGAUCGAAUCAACAGUGUAAAAAUGCGAAAGUUUAGUAUCGCCGGUUGGCUUCUGCGGUUGCAGACCUUGAUCGUGAUCGUCUCCUAUCCAGCCGCGGGACAAUUCGACCACGUUUCCAGCCCGUCGGUAAUCACCGACGUUUUCACGGUUGGCCUGACGAAGCGACAAACGCCUAUGCACAAGGUGCUCUUCACCCAGAGGGGAUACAUACAGUUCUUACGCUGGGAGCUUCCGGUACCAGAAAUCGAAGAAUUUACCUUUUGUUUGUGGGUCAAGUCCUUCAACUUGACGUACGCUCAUUCGAUAUUUUCGUACUCAAAGGACGAGUCAGAGCGGCUGGUGCGUUCUUGGAUAUCGCCGUUUGGUCGCAGCAUGCACCUCGAGGUCGGGGGAGUCGAGAUAAUGGCGCAUCCCACCCGCUUCCAGGAGCACCGAUGGUACCACGUCUGUCAGAGCUGGGAUAACCAGAUCGGACGGUACGCGGUCUGGAUCGAUGGGCAGAAGGCGACCGAGGGCCAAGCCAUUGAGCUGGCCGGUCGUGUGAUACCCAGCGGCGGUGACAUAGUCGUGGGUCAGGAGUACACCGACUUCGACAAGGGACUGGAAGAGGGAAUCGAGGGCGCGGUGGUGGGCUUCAAUCUUCUCCUGGUCUCGGCUUUCGACAGACUGAAGGGUUUUCACAACGGGCGAGACUCGAUCCUGUCGUCUUCGGGUUAUGGGAUUGACGCAGGAUCGUUGAACUCGAAUUUCGCAUUCAAGAGAAGUCCGGAAAUCAAUCACUUCCGGAGGACCGGAGGAACCGGUCAGACGCUGACCGCAAAACCGGCGGCAAACCGGUUUAUCGACUAUCCGAAGAAAAUCGUCAACGAAAGACGCGAGGGGGCUUUCGAAAGCACUUUGAGGGAGUAUCUCGGAGAUCAGGGAGGGUUUGGUGGGACCCUCGUGAAGACGGGCGACGAGCAACGGCCAGUUCUGGCAGUGAAAAUUGUUCACAGGAGUAAAAGGGACACGAGGCAAACGAUGCGGAGACGAACAAAGCGACGUGGAGGAAAAGAGCCUCUCGGCUUACAGCUGAUGCACUUGACUUAUAGUCACUGCGAAAUCGGCAGAGGUAGUCCCUUCAUCGGAGGUUCCAAGAUGUUGAUAUCCUGGACCAGGACACCGGUCAAGGUUUUCGGAGGCGCGAUUGUGAAAAACGCGAAGAGCUCCUGCGGGAACUUUUAACACGACAAACCCAAAGGUGUUUUUGCAGCUACCUCAAGAAAUCGGCAAUCAUUUUCAGGCAAUUGGAAUAGUCACAUGAUCGCUUUGACCGUUAUAGUGGAUGUAGUAUUUAUACCAGUGAACAUUAGAUUCUUUGCUUCUUUGUGCAUCGUUAACGAUGCCAUAGAUUUUGUACGCCUUGAUAAUUUAUACCUCGUUAUUUGAAAAACGAUACGUUACAUAUUUGACGAAUUGUUGUAAAUAGUUAAUUAAGGAAUAUAAUUAUUCUUGUACUUAGCAUGUCAAACAGUACUAAUAUCUUAGCUGUAAUAAAAGAUUUUAUACGAAGA